CUGCCUCUCAACGUCUAUAUAUAGAGGGCCUCCCAAAUCAUCCCCUUCUAAAAUUAGUAUUUCCCUCUCUAACGGUUUUAUUUAUUCGUCACGUUUUACCCUUCUACUUCUUUUUAACCAACCGACUCACCGGAAAAUGAUUACGUGGCAUGACUUGUACACUGUUCUGACAGCGGUUGUGCCUCUCUACGUCGCCAUGAUUCUAGCCUACGGCUCCGUCCGGUGGUGGAAAAUAUUCUCCCCAGACCAGUGCUCCGGGAUCAACCGCUUCGUCGCCAUUUUCGCAGUCCCUCUCCUCUCUUUCCACUUCAUCUCCACAAACAAUCCAUACGCCAUGAAUCUCCGGUUCAUCGCCGCCGACACGCUUCAGAAGAUCAUCAUGCUCUUCUUACUCAGCCUAUGGGCAAACCUAACGAAGAAAGGAAGCUUGGAGUGGAUGAUCACCAUCUUCUCUCUCAGCACCCUUCCCAACACUCUCGUCAUGGGAAUACCUUUACUGAUCGCUAUGUACGGUGUCGAAGCAGGCUCUCUCAUGGUUCAGGUCGUUGUUCUUCAGUGUAUCAUUUGGUACACUCUCCUUCUCUUCCUCUUCGAGUACCGUGGCGCUAAGCUUCUGAUCAUGGAGCAGUUCCCGGAGACGGCUGGGGCUAUUGUCUCCUUUAAAGUUGAAUCCGACGUCGUUUCCCUUGACGGCCAUGAUUUUCUUGAGACGGAUGCUGCGGUCGGAAACGACGGGAAGGUUCACGUCACGGUGAGGAAAUCAAACGCUUCGAGGCGGUCACUGAUGAUGACGCCUCGGCAUUCGAAUCUUACCGGAGCAGAGAUCUAUAGUAUGAGCUCGACUCCUAGAGGUUCAAACUUUAACAACUCUGAUUUUUACUCGGUGAUGGGGUUUCCCGGCGGGAGGCUAUCUAACUUCGGUCCGGCGGACCUCUACUCCGUUCAGUCUUCCCAAGGUCCGACUCCACAAGCACCAGCCGGGUCGUACCCGGCUCCGAACCCGGAGUUGGGUUUAACUAAACCGAACAAAUCACCUAAAGAAAACCAACAGCUGGAAAAGAAAGGGAGCCAUGACGCCAAGGAGCUUCACACGUUUGUUUGGAGCUCCAGCACUUCGCCGGUAGGUGAACACGUGGCAAAGGAGCAAUCUGAAGACGGUGCUAAGGAGAUCAGGAUGGUUGUGUCUGAUCAACCUCGAAAGAGUGAUGUUAGAGGGGGUGAUUAUAUCGAUGGUGUUGAGGUUGAAAAGGAGAUACAGAGAGCUAACAAGGUGGACUUAUGUUCCACGGCGGAGUUAGAAGCAGCCGGUGGAGGCACCGGAGCACAUAUGCCACCGACAAGUGUGAUCACGCGUCUGAUUCUGAUAAUGGUGUGGAGAAAACUCAUCAGAAACCCAAAUACUUACUCCAGUCUUAUUGGUCUCAUCUGGGCUCUUGUUUCUUACCGGUGGCAUGUGGCUAUGCCCAAAUUAAUACAACAAUCCAUUUCUAUACUCUCAGAUGCUGGUCUCGGAAUGGCUAUGUUCAGCUUAGGUUUGUUCAUGGCACUUCAACCCAAAAUCAUUGCAUGUGGGAACUCAGUCGCCACGUUCGCCAUGGUCGUCAGAUUUAUUACUGGUCCUGCCAUCAUGGCUGUUGCUUCGCUCGCCAUUGGUCUACAUGGCGCUCUUCGUAUAGCCAUCGUUCAGGCUGCGUUGCCUCAAGGAAUAGUUCCGUUUGUGUUUGCAAAAGAGUACAAUGUGCAUCCCACGAUUCUCAGCACUGCGGUUAUAUUUGGUAUGUUAAUAGCCUUACCAAUAACUCUGGUCUACUAUAUUCUUCUUGGUCUUUAAAUUGGUUCUUCACACGCCUUCAACUAGCUUCUGAGCAAGCCUCGAAGAUUGGGUUAUUUCUCGGUAACCAUGAAAUAAACAGAGGCUUCAAAUUCGUGGAAAAGAGUAGAAAGUUAAAAAAGAAGAUAUGCCUUCGGUUCUUGGUUUCAAGAUUUGUGGAACACAACAAAAGUUCGUAGGAUUUUGUGAACAAGAUUGCAUGGAGCAAGGAUCUUGUCUUCAUUUCAAUUUUUUUUUUUUUUUUUUUUUGAUCUUCAUUACGCGCCAAAAAAAGCCUCUCUUUCAUCGAUAUUAGUUUUUUUUGUUAAUUUAUUUGUAGAUUUUCGCUAAGCAAAUGUAAUGCAUUAUAUACUACAUAUACACCCGUGUGUGUGUGUCUGCACGUUUUAUUAAUAGAGUGUUUGCACCUUAUGAGCAUCACUGUUCA
Raphanus sativus (radish) is the source of this 2258-nucleotide messenger RNA. RefSeq names its product auxin efflux carrier component 4-like. The record is from RefSeq and is a predicted model, not a curated record. Gene Ontology annotation, cellular component: plasma membrane; endoplasmic reticulum. Gene Ontology annotation, biological process: auxin export across the plasma membrane; auxin polar transport. Gene Ontology annotation, molecular function: auxin efflux transmembrane transporter activity. Lineage: Eukaryota; Viridiplantae; Streptophyta; Magnoliopsida; Brassicales; Brassicaceae.